UCUAUACGAAUGCUAUGAUGGUCUGUGGUUUAGACUUCGAAAGGUACCUAUACCGGACGUUGUUCGUCGUGUCGUUGUGCGAUGCCAUAAAUUAUAAAAUAGAUUGUUUUGUUACUAAAAUAUUUAAUCAUUCAUUAAAACAAAAAUAAUGAAAUUGUUUAUAAAUAAUUUUUAUAAAAUUCUCGGAGCGUGCCUAUGCUUUAUGCUGUUGAUAUUCGAAGGAGUUCAAAGUGAUUGUCGUUAUCGUAGUUUGAAUGUUCCCAAAAACAUUUUCCAAUACUGGGCUAGUUGGGGUUGUUAUAUUUACACGCGACCUGAUUUUUUCAAUGGCACCCCAAUUGAAUUGCAGACGUGUCCAUUGCAUCUGAGAUCUAGGACGUAUUUCGUUCCAGGAAUAAGACAUAAGAAUUCUACGUUUUGUCAUCCUUUUCACCAUUCGAGUAAAUUUGUAGCACGUCAAGUUGAGAAAUCUUUUUUGAACAACCGAACAUUGAUGCGAUGGAUUGAAUGUACGAAUGACGCUGAGGAUUGUUGUGCUGAUGUUAUGGACAAUGAUGUGGCUGUGGAUAACCACUGUCCUAGUGUUUGGGAUGGCUGGAGCUGUUUUCGUUCAAUUCCAGCUGGUCAGACCUAUAAAUUGCCUUGCUCCCGAUUCGCCUAUGGAAAUGAAGGUCCCCGUUGCCAUCACUUCAGCUAUAAGGAAUGUUACCACAAUGCAACUUGGAAUCAACAAACCGACUAUACAACGUGUGAUGUUACUCCUCCGCUCAUAGCCCGAAAUAAAUAUUACAUUGUGAUUCUAAUGAUAUCAACAGUCUUCUGUACACCAGCCUUGAUGGUUCUCUUUCUUACCAAAGCUAACCACUCGCAAAAGCUUCGAAUUGUUCGAGCACUUCUUCUGGCCAUUUGCAUCCAUAAUAUGAUGGUAAUUCUUGUUCGGACCAUAAUAAUUAUGCCAGAAUUGACUACUUUGCAACCAACAUCUACAACAAUGUAUCAGAAUUCAGUGAUUUGUCGAGUAUUGACAGUUCUUGAGAAACUUUCUGGGAACUUUGUUUUCGGAUGCAUGCUUCUGAUUGGAAUAUUCCUCCAUCAGCUGCUAACCAAUUUGUUUAGGAUUCACGACCGAAAAAAUGGAGCUUUGAUGUUGCCAUUUUAUAUUGGAACAGGAGUUAUUUGUGUUGCCAGUGUUUCCUGGUGGAGUGUUAUUAUGGCUAAGUAUAACGAUCAAUAUUGUUGGCAGGUUUCGGAAGACUUCCGUGUGGAUUGGAUUCUUGAUGGACCUCGACUGGGGAUGUUGUGUGUUAAUCUGCUUCUUCUGUUGCAUAUAACGGUGAGGCUUUGGCAUGCAUUUAAUGCCAAGGAAACCGAUGAUAGCCCAUUUCUGAGAGCUUUAAGGGCAGCAUUGAUAUGUCUUCCCGUAUUCGGGAUGCAGUUUUUAUUUCUUAUAAUUCGGCCUGAUAUGGAUAACUGUGGAACGGAACAGUUUUAUUAUAUCACAAAUUACUCAGUAGCUGGAGCUCAAGGCAUAUUUAUUGCAAUAUUUCAUUGUUAUACAGAACGUGAAGUCAGUAAAUAUUUUAAAGAAUGUUGGUUUAACCUGAAGAAGAAAUUUUUUCGAAGAGAUUCUGUUAUAUCGAAAUGUAGCACCGUCAAUGAAACUCAACAAGAAUUGGUCAAUAAUAUUUCGUCAUCAAAAUUAAGAAGCGAGGGAAAAUUGAUUUUAUUUUAAAAAUAAAUAAUAUUGAUAAUAUAU
Messenger RNA from Eupeodes corollae, 1756 nucleotides. RefSeq names its product corticotropin-releasing factor receptor 1-like. NCBI's taxonomy places the organism in Eukaryota, Metazoa, Arthropoda, Insecta, Diptera, Syrphidae. Gene Ontology annotation, molecular function: G protein-coupled peptide receptor activity. The transcript has 5 exons. The record is from RefSeq and is a predicted model, not a curated record. Gene Ontology annotation, cellular component: plasma membrane. Bases 149 to 1732 code for a protein of 527 amino acids. Gene Ontology annotation, biological process: cell surface receptor signaling pathway; adenylate cyclase-modulating G protein-coupled receptor signaling pathway.